This is a messenger RNA of Microtus oregoni (creeping vole), 2654 nucleotides long. RefSeq names its product butyrophilin like 2 (gene Btnl2). Gene Ontology annotation, cellular component: external side of plasma membrane. The record is from RefSeq and is a predicted model, not a curated record. The transcript has 10 exons. The coding region runs from base 459 to 1979 and encodes 506 amino acids. Gene Ontology annotation, molecular function: signaling receptor binding. NCBI's taxonomy places the organism in Eukaryota, Metazoa, Chordata, Mammalia, Rodentia, Cricetidae. Gene Ontology annotation, biological process: T cell receptor signaling pathway; regulation of cytokine production.
UCGCUUUUGAGUGUAUUGUGGUGGGUGGAGGUGAGUGUGCUGUCUGACAGGAGUCUCUUUUCAGAGUGAACCUUGAGGAUUGGGCUCUGCCUUCAGGCUGGCAGCAUUCACAUCUCCCUUCACCCAACCCAAAGAUGCCUCCACUUCCUGGGGCUGCUCCACGGUUGCCUCUCCAGCCAGCGAGUCCUGACCUCACCCGUCUUUAGACACCUGCUGUGUGGAUGAGGGACCCUGUGGGCGAGAGACACAACACCACGCAAGAGCCUCGGUUUCCCCUCAAAGGAGAGAGAGACAGAUGCAUGGAAUUUUGAUCUCAGUACUCACAAGACGUAGAGGGAGGAGUUCAAUGCCAUCCCUGGCCACACAACAAGUUAGAAGCCAGCCAUCCUGGACUACGUGAGACGUCAGGGGGUGGAGCCUCAGGAGUACCUACAAACGUGCCUCACAGGAGAGGGAGGAUGGUGGAUUACCCAGGCUACAGUCUGCCCGGCGUGGCUGCCUCCUUGCUCUUCCUUCUGCUGACUGUGAAGCACCCAGAUGACUUCAGAGUGGUGGGGCCUGCCCUCCCCAUCCUGGCCAAAGUCGGGGAAGAUGCCCUGCUAACAUGUCAGCUCCUCCCCAAGAGGACAGCGGCGCACAUGGAGGUGCGGUGGUACCGCUCUGACCCUGACACGCCUGUGAUUGUGCACCGGGAUGGAGCCGAGGUGGCCGGGCUACAGAUGGAGGAAUACAGAGGCAGGGUGGAGUGGACCGAGGGCAGCACUCACGAGGGAAGUGUGGCCCUGAAGAUCCACCAGAUCCAGCCAGGUGACGAUGGGCAAUACUGGUGCCGCUUCCAGGAAGGGGACAACUGGAAGGAGGCAAGCGUGCUGCUCCGAGUGGCGGCCCUAGGAUCUUCUCCAAACAUCCACAUGGAGGGACCAGGAGAGGGAGGGAUCCAGCUCGUAUGCACGUCCCAGGGCUGGUUCCCUGAGCCCGAGGUCUAUUGGGAGGCCACGUGGGGAGAAGAGUUGUUGAGUUUCUCUCAGAAUCACGUGCUGGGUGAAGAUGGGCUGUUCUGUGUGGAAGACACACUAGUGGUCAGGAACGAUACUUCAGAGACCUAUUCCUGCUUCAUCUACAACCGUGGCCUCGAAGAGGCCAAGGAGGCCGCCAUUGCCCUGCCAGAGAAACUCCAGACAGAGCUGGCUUCCUCAAGGGUGAUUGGACCUUCCCAGCCCAUCCUUGUCCGAGUCGGAGAGAACAUAGAAAUAACGUGUCACCUGUCACCUGAAGCUAACGCUCAGAGCAUGGAGGUGAGGUGGGUCCGGUCCCACUACUACCCCGCAGUCCACGUGCAUGUGAGCGGGGCCCACUCAGCGGGAGAGCAGAUGGCGGAAUACAGAGGGAGGACUGUGGUGAUGAGAGAUGCCGUCCACGAGGGAAAGCUGACCCUGCGGAUACACGAUGCCCGAACUUCAGAUGAUGGGAGGUACCGGUGCCUUUUCGGGAAAGACGGUGUCUACCAGGAGGCCCGCGUGGAUGUGCAGGUGAUGGCGGUGGGCUCCACCCCGCGGAUCACCCAGGAGAUCCUGAAGGAUGGAGGCUUGCAGCUGAGAUGUACAUCAGAUGGGUGGUUCCCACGGCCCCAGGUGCAGUGGAGGGACAGAGGCGGAAGGGCUGUGCCAUCGUUUUCCGAGGCCUUUCAUCAAGGGAGCCAGGGGCUGUUCCAGGUGGAGACGCUUCUGCAGGUCACAAACGGCUCGGUGGUGAAUAUGACCUGCUCCAUCAGCCUCCCUUGGGGCGAGGAGAAGGCUGCAUGGUUUUCCCUCUCAGACUCCAGGAUAGCUCUGCUGUGGAUGGCCCUGCCCGUUCUGCUGCUGCCUCUUGCCAUGGCUGUCGACCUGCUGAAGGUGAAGAGACCUCGGAAAGACCAGAAACACCACAGCAAUCAGCAACAUCUCAGGAAUGACGGAAGCCACACAAGGACUUCCCUCUGACAAGAGGCUCUGAUUAAAAAAAAAAAAAAAUGCACCACAGAGUGGGGGAGUACCACGCAAGCCAGGUGCACCCCACUUUCUGAAUACCCCAUCUUUCCCUUCAGUGAGCCUCACCUGCUGUUGUCCAAAGGGUUCUCCAUGGAGCAGGACCCACUCCUGUUGGUCACAGUGAGGGACCCCUCUACCGGAGUCAGCCCAUCAUCAUCUUGGCACAGUGAUGGCAUCUUCCCUCCCUUUGCUUCCUUCUGCUGUCCCUCAGGAUGGGGACCAUCCCUCACCUGUCACAGCCGUUUUAUGCCAUCACCUUCUGGAUCCAUCAUGAGGAUAUAAGAAGGGGAACCUAGAUCUGGAGAGAAAUGCCACUUGUCUGAGACCUGGGUGGUUUUUCUAGAAAUGUCUGAUCCAGAAGCUCCAGAGGGACAAAGCCCUUCACCUGCAGGUGGGAGGAGAGGGUUUCUUUUCUUUUUCCAUGAGAUGAAGGACCUGACUGUGAGUCUCAGUCACAGAAGACCUGGCACCUACACUACAGAUCAGAGCAGGGGCUGGGGAAGUAGCUCAGCGGUUAAGAGCACUAACUGUUCUUGCAGAGGACCUGAGUUUGAUUCCCAGCACCCAUAUGGCAGCUCACAACCGUCUAUAACUCCAGUUCCAGGGGACCUGAUGUCCUUUUCUAGC